Lycium ferocissimum is the source of this 2845-nucleotide messenger RNA. Its product is annotated as receptor-like protein 4. The record is from RefSeq and is a predicted model, not a curated record. Bases 186 to 1727 code for a protein of 513 amino acids. The transcript has 4 exons. NCBI's taxonomy places the organism in Eukaryota, Viridiplantae, Streptophyta, Magnoliopsida, Solanales, Solanaceae.
AUAUCAAACAAGAAUAUAAAUGAAAAGGAAUUAAUUAUUGGACUUUCCUUUACUCUCUCUCUUUACCUGCACAGAAUAUCACGCUACUGAUUAUUAUGGUAAGUACAAGAUUUAAGUAUGAACAGAAUGAUUUUGUAGAAGAAAACAAGAAAUUGGAGUAAACCCAAGUUGCAUUUGGAGCCAAAAUGCUGAGAUUCCAUUAUUCUUUCUUGUUUCUUUGCUACUGCGUGAUUCUUCAGCUUGUUUGCUCUCGCCAUGAGCCGUAUGUAAUGCGAAUAAGCUGUGGAGCUCGACAGGAUGUUCAUAGUGCCCCUACAAAUACCCGCUGGCAUAAGGAUUUUGCAUAUACUGGAGGGAUACCUACCAAUGGAACAUGGCCAAGUUUCAUUACACCUCAACUCUCUACUCUUCGGUAUUUCCCGUUAUCAGAGGGACCUGAGAAUUGUUACAAUAUCAAGAGAGUCCCCCAUGGCCACUAUUCAGUGAGGAUUUUCUUUGGAUUGGUUAAAGAACCAAGCUUUGAUAAUGAACCACUGUUUGAUGUUUCUGUUGAAGGCACCUUGGUUUAUACUUUGCCAUCUGGUUGGAGCAAUCACGACGAUGAACGAGCAUUUGUUGAAACACUUAUUUUUCUUGAUGAUGGUACUGCCUCUCUUUGCUUCCACAGCACGGGUCAUGGAGAUCCAGCUAUACUUGCAAUUGAAAUUCUCCAAGUAGAUGACAGAGCAUACUAUACUGGUCCUGACUUUGGUAAAGGGACAAUUAUUAGAACUGUCAGAAGACUCAACUGUGGUGCUCAGAAAUCAAAGUUUGAUGUGGACUACAGUGGUGAUCAUUGGGGUGGUGACCGGUUUUGGAAUUCAAUCAAGACCUUUGGCCAGAAUUCUGAUCGCCUCAUUUCUACCAAAAACAGUACAAAGUCAACUUCCAAAGCACCAAACUUCUACCCCGGAUCUAUUUAUCAAACUGCUCUUCUUAGCACUGACAAUGAGCCAGAAUUAACAUACACAAUGGAUGUCGAUCCCAAUAAAAAAUACUCUGUUUGGUUACACUUUGCGGAAAUUGACCCUUCAGUUACAUCCGUGGGUCAGAGGGUCAUGGACAUUUUGAUCAAUGGUGACACUGUAUUUUCAGAUGUUGACAUUGUGAAGAUGACUGGGGGUAUUAACAGUGCUCUCGUGCUGAACACAACAGUUGUAGUCAGUGGCAGGACUUUAACAAUCACAUUGCAUCCAACAAAAGGAACUCACGCCAUAAUUAGUGCUAUUGAAAUCUUUGAGGUUAUUGUAGCUGAAUCUAAAACGUUACUUGACGAAGUCCGGGGUUUGCAGUCGCUAAAGAAUGCACUUGGACUUCCCCUUCGGCUUGGAUGGAAUGGUGAUCCAUGUGUGCCCCAACAACAUCCCUGGAAUGGAGCAGAUUGUCAAUUUGACAAAACUAGCAAUAAAUGGGUCAUCGACGGGAUGGUGGAACCAUCUGUUACAUCCUUUGGAUGGACCUUCCAACUCUUCAUUGUCCCAACCAGUGUAGGGCAUCACCCAGUAUACCCCAAAAAGAUUCAAGAAUAUGUUCCGAGCAUCCUUUGCAACAGUGUUGAGAAGCAGAAGAUGACACAUCUUCAGAGUCUUCCAUGUACAUAUAGCAUCUCUGACUCGAGAUAUAUCCUCUUUUGCUGUGGUUAUCUCAAGUUAGGCAGGCUUCUGGAGUGCUAUCCUUCUUUUUUUUAAAACUAUCUUUGUUGGUACCUUUGCUCCAUCAACUUCAAGGUCACUCCUCAUGUUGUGUUUUAUUGAAUGUUAUACCAUGCUUUCACAGUGAACAGUCCAGUAUCACAACUGCAGCACUUCAUCAUGUCUUACCUCUGAGGGUUUAUUGUCUCUUGUUCCAAAUUGGUCAUCAAUUCCGUUAAGCUACUCAGCUCCCAGUCUCGACAAUUACUCCUCAAUACUUUAUUCAAGAAUUACCGUCUCUACAUUGUAUCACAAGCCGGAAUAAUUCAAUGAACUCUUUUAGUGGGCUGCUUCCAACCCACUUCAUGCAAAACGCUGCUAUUUUCACCAUUACCCGUUUCAAAGUAGACAUUUGAGCUGAACUCCUCCUGCAGCUUGCUGAUAUACUUCCAAGGUCCAACACCAUAUGGAGAUUAAGCUAUCUUUGUGACAGUGAUUGUUCACCUUGUUCAGCUAUGAUCAUGCUCCUCCAGUAAGGCCCAUUUUUUUUUUUAUAAAGUCCUCCAGUAAGCCUCAUAGUCACUACUAUACUUCCACAGCCACUUCAUUAGCACACUAGGAUGGCCAGGUUUAUUAUCUCAAGAUCUCCACUUUUAAGGCAAAAGGAGUACCUAUCAGAUCGCAUGAGCUGAUUGUUUUGGAGGUGCAGAUCUUGUUCUAAGUAGACCAGAAAGCCCAUCUGGCAUUUGGAAGAGAGUAGCAGUUGAAUUCGUCAGGAAUUUCUUCUUUUCUUGGAAUUUAAGUGAUUUACUUUAAUCAGACAGUAUAAACUACUCCAACUUUCCAAAAUUUACCAUCCCCAGCUGUGCAUGUCAAAUUUAUCUUUGAGCAUCAAAUUAUUUUAUGUCUGUUAGGUCUUUUCGAAAUUUAAACUUAUUGAUGUGAUUCUGAUAGUUCAAUAGCUCUUUACUUUAACUUCUAACUUAAAAAAUUGGCCAGUUUUUAAAAAGUGAAAUGAAGUGUUUGUUAUUAAACCUUCAAAGUUACAAUUCUCAUAGUUCAUAUACUUCUGAUCUCAGUUCUUGGUCCCACUAUGCCAGUAUAAUAAUGUAUUUUCUUAUCAAGAUGCCUUUCCUGUUUGGUGUCCUCAUUCUUCAAAUCUGCAUGUUAGCAUG